Molecule: messenger RNA, 315 nt
Organism: Diabrotica balteata
Lineage: Eukaryota; Metazoa; Arthropoda; Insecta; Coleoptera; Chrysomelidae
Source: the annotation of a GenBank genome assembly
AUGAGAUAUACUCCACAUCCUGCCGACCCCACCAAAACCCUUCUUAAACAAGAGGCAGUCGUGACAGUAAAGGAAGUACCUCUAACAAACUAUAUGGAGGAUCUAAUAACCACCAAAAUAUCAAAUAACGUAGGCAAGGGUAGGCAAGCUAUGGAAUGGGUGAUCAACAAAUUAAACGAUAAAAUCAAAGAUUUAACAAGGAGUACGGAUGAAAUUUUUAGUCCUACCAAAAGAUCGCUGGACGAUAUAGCGACCAGUGCAAAUAAGUCGAUGGGAAACAUUUCACAAAGAAGAGCCUGGGCGACAUGCAAAUGA